Messenger RNA from Megalopta genalis, 2830 nucleotides. RefSeq lists its product as uncharacterized. NCBI's taxonomy places the organism in Eukaryota, Metazoa, Arthropoda, Insecta, Hymenoptera, Halictidae. The record is from RefSeq and is a predicted model, not a curated record. Gene Ontology annotation, biological process: gliogenesis; regulation of transcription by RNA polymerase II. Gene Ontology annotation, cellular component: nucleus. Gene Ontology annotation, molecular function: DNA-binding transcription activator activity, RNA polymerase II-specific; RNA polymerase II cis-regulatory region sequence-specific DNA binding.
AUCGACACGCAGCUAUUCACGCGUCCCAGGAUCCUCGGCGACGAUCGUGCAGGAUCCUCGAGCGAUCCAGACGCUCCUCGAUCACCGGGGACCUACACGCCAGGAUCAGUGGAGUUUUUUUUUUUUCUUGAAGACUAGUGUCCUCCGGGGUUCGGGCUAUGAGGAGGCCAAGUUCCGCUUGUUAGAGGUUCUUCGACAGAGCUUGCUCUCUGUAGUCAGUGAAGUGUCCCUUCGACCAGCUGGACCACUCGGAUCCUUCCAAGAUCGCUGGACCGUCGAUCAUUCGCUGAGGAAGCCACGAAGCAGCUAUGGUGGUUCUGAGUCGCGUUGGGUCGCCGACGAUGUCAGCGACGGUGGCCGGCAAUCAGCAACAACAGCACCCUCAUCAGGAAUGGGACAUCAACGACUCGAACGUACCGAGGGUGGUGGAGUACGAUCCUUGGUGCGAAUGGGCAGACGGACACGUAAGAAGGGUCUACGGGCCAGACUGCGAAGAGGCAAGAAGGCACGCCUCAGGUUGGGCGAUGAGGAACACAAACAAUCAUAAUGUCAGUAUUCUGAAGAAAUCGUGCCUCGGUGUCCUUGUGUGCUCACAGGAGUGCAUCCUACCUGGCGGUGGAAGGGUUCACCUUCGACCGGCUAUUUGCGACAAGGCGAGGAAAAAGCAACAAGGGAAACCGUGCCCUAACAGGCAAUGCACGGGCCGUUUGGAGAUCCUCUCGUGCCGUGGUCAUUGCGGUUACCCUGUGACGCAUUUCUGGAGGCACACCGAGCACGCGAUAUUCUUUCAAGCGAAAGGACAACACGACCAUCCUCGACCGGAAGCGAAAUCUACGUCUGAGGCGAGAAGAAGCGUGGGCGCCGGUAGAAGGGUGCGAGGACUCGCUGUUCUCUUAGCCAGCGAGGCUGCUCUGGGCUCGAAAUUAAUGUCACUGAGAGGAACGAAAAGACCGAGCUCGGAAGCGAUCGAACAGCCCGCAAGAGCCACGCAACCACCGCCGCUGAUUUCGGACAAAGGGUACUCAUGCUCCUGUCCACCGUUCGAGUGCAUGUGCGGCCUCCAAACGAACAUCUCCACGUACCAACCCUCUCACCACCAUCAGACGACGAUGUACCCUCAGCAAACACCCUCAAACGACACCCCCUACUGGAUGCAGGACCCCGUGCAGCCUCAAGAGAACGCGUUGGGCUACAGUCUACCGGUCCAGGUGCCCCAGGAAGCUUCUUACCCGGACUUCCCGUCGUUCACAGGCGAACUAUUCCAACCAGAAGAGAUCUUCCAACUGGACCAACCGCUGCGGCCAGAAUUCCCCUUGAACUCCCAGGACGUGGCCAGAUCGCCGCCCACGCUGCUGGACCUCGGCAGCGGGACGAUCAAGUACGAGAUGAAGCAGCACCAGGACCAGGCCUACUGGAACCAGUUCUUGAGCGAGGACUCGAGCAGCAGCCACUUGAGCAUGCCGCAGGACGACAGGCUGCAGUUCCCGGGCUUCGAGCCGGAGAAAGACGCGAACGGAUUCUGCGGGAAGAGACCGGUGAACAGCCACUUCGUCCCCGAGAAAGAGAUCAGCCAGAACCACCUGAACAACGCGCUGAACUUUCAGGAGUACCAGCGGAACCAGAACCACAAGAACUUCGUGGACGGCACGGUGAAGAACGACCAGCAGCAGCCGGGCUACUGGAGCCAGGACGACCGUCUGACCUUCCCCGGCUUCGAUCCGCAGAAGGACGAGGGACUGAUGACCACCAGAAGGGACGCGAACUGCUUCCCGAAGGAGAACUGUCAACCCAGCCUGCUCGAGAACUACAACAUGUACCCGAAGAAGGAGACCGAGCUGACGGAGGCUCGUCCUGGCCGCAGCCCGGCAGAGAACAACAAGCAGUUCUCGUACGACGCCGGCUACAAUCAGAUGUUCGAGCAGGAGAAGAGCCACAUGGCGAGCCGGUGCCACCAGAAUUCGAACAGAAUGGUGCUGGACGAGAGACUGCAGCCGAGCUACGGGAGCCACGAGACCCCCGACUCCACCGAAAGACUGUUACUCCCGGACUCGAGCGGCAUGGACAUCCAGUCGCAGAACAGCCCGGAACCUUUCUUCUAUCCCAGCAACGACCGGUGCCAUUACACCUGCGAGGUGCUAGACACGAGGCUGCCGCAGAUGGCCAUGAACACCGGGACCACGCAAAUGAACAGCUACGGCGACGUCAGCGAGCUCGAUCUGCCGCCGUUCGUCGAUUACACCCUCGUCGGCAUGCUCUGCAGUUCGGCCGAGGAGGACACGUCGAACCUGCUGCCCGGCUGCCAGCAGAACACGCAGACCUACGUCACCCAUCAUUAGAUCAUCGCCGCGAUCUUCAUUUGUAUUAUAAAUAUUAAAUAUGCGGUAUAGUUGUCCAUGGAGCGGCGCGGCUGUCCAGAUUUCGUUUGAUCCUUCGCUCGGCCGACAGAUCGUGUCGCGUUCAAAGCUUGAACUUUCGGAGACCGGAGCUUCGUAGACGCUGCGAAGAGAUAGUCGGAUAAGUGUUUAUUCGGGGAUGGGACUGAGCUGGCACUAGUCGUCGCGGUGAACGGCGCGGGUGGGUGGUUGAUAGUGAACCCCUGGCCGCCGUUCGACCCCUGCCAAGUGGCUACGAGGCGAAGCCGUUCGAGUGAAACUGUUUCAUCGUUCUUGAUCGAGGGGAUGAUCGCGCGGGCGAUCCGCGCGAGAGACUGAACGGGCGCGGUUUUAAAAGUAUUAUCACGUUUAACAAGACGAAGGACCUCCUUUUGUUAAGAAGCUAUCUCGGAUUGUUAAUUCGAUUGAUUUGAAUAAAGAACCUUUUGUUGAACGAA